UUCUUGCAUUGUUUCAGCCCUGCUUUUUAUCGGACGGAUGAGUGCUAAGCUGGAUGAGGCGAACGAAUGGAUAGGCAAGGCAGAGAAAAGUUUAAAGACCUCGCUUUUCAAACGAACACCCGAUUAUGAUAGUGCAAUAGAAUACUACACCAAAGCGGCACUGCUCUUUCGCAACGCAAAACAACUGGAACGAUCUGCUCAGUUAUACGAAAAGGUAGCCGAAUUGCAACUCAAACAUGGUUCGUUUUUCCAUGCUGCCAAAAAUUAUGAAACAGCUUCUUUGUUAUACCGCGAUCUGAAGGAUUUCGAUCGUAUGGCAGAGCUGGUAACACAGGCGGGCGAGUUGCUGCGUAAGUGUGGCGCACCAGAUAGUGCGUCAUACCUCUAUGAAAAGACUGCAAAACCGCUUGAACAACCACUUCCAGAGCGUGCUGCUCAGUUCUACGAGCUCGCUGCCGACUCAUGUGAGGUUGAGGAAAAAUACCAUGCUGCCGCCGAUCAGUGCAAUAACGCCGCUCGCGUAUGGGUCCGCAUACGUCGAUUUGCAGAAGCAGAACGUCUUCUGCGUCUCUACAUCGACUAUACAGAGAAGGGAAAUCCUAGUUCUACGUAUGCUACCCUGAGUGGACUGGCUGAUAACACGGCCGUACCAAAAAUCUGUGCGCGAGCUGUGCUCGUCCUCAUUCUGAUGAAGCUCCAUCAAGGCGAUGAAGUAGCUGCCGGAAAGAUUUACUCAGAAGCAGUUCAACGAUGGCGAUUCUUGGAAGCGGACGAGAAUUUAUCCGUUCGACGACUACUUGGCGCAUUUGAGGAGUGUGAUGGAGCAGCCGCGGCACAGGCAAUCAAAGAACCUUGCUUCAGGACACUCGACCUAGACUAUGCCAGAUUGGUCAACGAAAUCAAAUUACCGAAAGUUCAAACAGUCAAGCCGAAAACCGAAAGGCCCACCGAGCCAUUUGUCUCUUCUGAUGGCUACAGUUCGCCUGGUUCUGAUCGAUAUGAUGCUGAUUCCGGCAAUCAGAACGCUGUGGAGGAAGAGGAAGAAGAAGACAUAUGCUGAAUGGCAUACGCGUCCUUGGUCAUUCACGAAUUGUUCCGGCCGAAUUCAUGACAUCCUAUGCUGUUAUACUUGUUACCGGGACAACUGAUCAUUCCUCGACAUAUUUGAGUCCCUCGAAAAGUACGAUACUAUCUUUAGUGUGGUUUAAAUUCCUCACCAAUGUCUUCUGACGGCUUCUACGCUGCAGUUGAGGGACUUCAUGGUGAUGUUAUUUAUACUUCCUUUGUCUAUCAAAUGCUGAACUUCUUUAUUCCUUCUACCUGUAUCUUGUAAAAAAAAACACUGGUCUUCAACCAACAUUCCCGUUAGAUUAAAGAAAACGGUGUGUAACAUUUCUUGGAUUUCUACUUAUCAUUCGGCUUAUCUACUUACAUGACUGCCUCUG
This is a messenger RNA of Opisthorchis viverrini, 1445 nucleotides long. RefSeq lists its product as hypothetical. The record is from RefSeq and is a predicted model, not a curated record. Gene Ontology annotation, cellular component: vacuolar membrane; SNARE complex. The transcript is spliced from 7 exons. Gene Ontology annotation, biological process: intracellular protein transport. Gene Ontology annotation, molecular function: soluble NSF attachment protein activity; syntaxin binding. Lineage: Eukaryota; Metazoa; Platyhelminthes; Trematoda; Opisthorchiida; Opisthorchiidae. The coding region runs from base 38 to 1060 and encodes 340 amino acids.